UAGGAAGUCAGGCGGUUGCCGUCAAGCCACCCAAAGAUGAAGAAAAAGUAUAUUGGAGAGCGAUCCGUGAGUAGCUCCUGAUUCACCGCCCAAUUUUGAAUCUACGCAAUGGUCUGCCCAUCCGAUGAAAAUUUAAUCACCUGGCUUUGAAAUAAGGUUACAGCUGCCCAGAAACUCCUGCAGUUACAUACAACGAGUCAUUCGACAGCCAGCUUGGUCAUGAUCAUAGUAUUGCUGGUCUAGAGUCAAUGUAAUGGCUCGAAAUGAGCUUAAGUAUAUAUAGACACCAAAAGACUUGAGAAUUCGGAGACUGUGGUCAACUGGCGAAGUAAGCGACACACCUACCGUUGUAUUACCCCGCCGUAUAUCACACACUCCUUAUCAGCACAGCACUUCACAAUCAUAUUCAUGGACUAAAUCGAUAUCAACUAUUGAUCUAAAAGAAUCUUGUUAUAAAAUGAAGGAACCUCAAGUUCUCAGAGUUCCCAGACACCGGGAGAGCUGGCGUCAGUUUUUCAAGCGCCUUAUUUUUGCCUUCACUGCAAUCGCUGUCUUCAUACCCGUCGUGAAAUUUCUAGCAAACUUUGUGGUGAGCACCAGCCUCAAGCAUCAAACAUAAGGGUCCAACGUUAACGAUAAAAGUCUCCACGAUUAAAGCUAUUAAUUGUCGUGAAUAUUAAUUCAUUAAAAUAUGAGACAUUCCGAAAAUGCUCCGUCAAUACAUUUCUUGAGACGGGGUUGCCAUGGUUAGAAACCGCUUCACCCAUUACACUCCAGGAAUUCGUCAACCGAAGGAAUAAUUUAGCGGUUGCUCUUGAAACUGAUGGGAUCGAUGCUUUUAUUGUUGAGCCAGGAUAUACAUUUCAAUAUUAUGCUAAUACCAGCCAAAAAGAUUGGGAGGCUUGGGAGCCCGAAGAGCGACCAUUUCUCAUGGUUAUUUCCCCUCAUUUCGAUACGGCUUUAAGCAAAGUUGUUGCAAAAACCUCAUUUCUGGCACCACAUUUUGAGGAGGGAAGGGUAAGAAUGCUCGGUAUGCCAUUUGAGGAAGACCUGAGUAUUAUUACUUGGGAAGAACACUGGGAUCCUUACUCUACGCUUUGGAAAAACUGGCAUAUAGCCACAGGUACAGAAGAUCCAAGCUCUAUUGGAACACCAAAAGUGAUGGUCGAUGAAGAAACGAGAGACUUCAUCCAAAGAGGCCUUGGCGAGAAUGAUUUCGAGGUCGUGGGGCUUGCUGGUAGUGUGAAACGAGUAAAGCAAACGAAAACAGUUGGUGAGGUGAAUAUCUUGAGAGCAGUCAAUACAGGAACUGUCGAGGCAUUACAAGCCAUGAGAAAGUGUAUGGUGCCGGGCUUGUCCGAAAAUGAGGUCAUGGCUAGUCUUGACAGUACAAUGCGAGCUGGUGGCAUGGAGCCAUUCUUCGAUAUCGUCCUUUUCGGUAAGCCGAGCAGUCAAUUAUCCCAAUUAUUUUCCGAAAAGUGGUCUCCAAACUGAUUUCAUUUGUCGCUGCGCAUCUAUUCAAAACUUCUUGGGACUUCAACAAAUUUUCGUCUGCCAUUUUCAUUUGAUCUAGCUUUUGUCUAUAUACCACCGUCUCCGUUGCUUGAAAAUCCCGGGUUCUAGAAAGUGUUCCUAUCCGAUUGCACGGUAUUCAUAUGGACAAAUGGGGGAGUAAGAAUUUGGCACAUAUUGAUCCAGGAGAGAAGACCGAGGAACGAUAGUUCCACGAGUAAUUUCCAGGAGUACCUAGAUCACUAGGGAGCCAUGCAGCUAUUUCUAAUCAAGUGGAAAAGAAUACAAGUUACCACAAAUGUGGAAUAUACUGACACGUUGGCAGACGAGAAUGCCGCAAUGCCGCAUGGUGGACCAAACGGAAGUAAAGUGCUAGAAAAAGAGACUCUCGUAUUAAUAGAUGUUGGGUGAGCUCUGAACGCCGCAGUCAUCAUAUACAAUCAAGCUAACAUUCCAAAGGGCUCACUUAUAUGGAUAUUCUUCAGAUAUUUGUAGAACGUGUUUUCCACCCUUCUUCACAGAACCGAAAGAUCAUUCACUUCUGUCACCAAUCGCCCAGCACAAAAUCGCAGUUUGGGGCGUUGUAUUUGAGGCACAAACCAAAGCUCUUCAUGCGCUGAAACCAAAUUCAUCAUGCGCAUCUGUAGACAUCGCGGCUCGGAAUGUCAUUGCUGAUGCCGGCUACGAGAAAGCAUUCACACAUCGUGUUGGACAUGGAAUCGGUAUCAAAGCGCAUGAGAGUCCAUAUCUGAAUAGUGGAAAUGUAGAAGAGAUACUAAAUGCAGGUAUGGUGUUCACACUAGAACCCGGAGUGUAUCUCGAGGAGAAGUUUGGUGUAAGGCACGAAGAUGUUUUCGUGGUGAAAGAGGAUGGAGAAGCGGAGAUUUUGACGGGUUUCAGGGCGAAAGGCCCUUGGGAUCCAUGAUGCGACGUCAAUGGUAGAAAUAUGAGAAGCAUUUAUUCGGAGCCCGAAAUGAGCGGCCGGGACGAUUUUAUAUAUAAUUAGUGCCGAUCAGACAAAUAAGUAGUCAAACAUUCAUAGAUACUAGCCAAUAGAAACUAU
Molecule: messenger RNA, 2575 nt
Organism: Sclerotinia trifoliorum
Lineage: Eukaryota; Fungi; Ascomycota; Leotiomycetes; Helotiales; Sclerotiniaceae
Source: the annotation of a GenBank genome assembly